CCACGUGUAUAUUGACCUCCACUCUUGAGUCUUUUGAGUCUCGGCUAGGCUUCUCUCUGAGAGUACAUGCGUGCGCGUAAUUGGGAAGAGUUGGGAUAAACAUUAUGGGGACGAGAGAGGUGUACGAAGAGAAGCUAAGGAGCGGCAAUCUCUACCACGACCCUACCAUCAACCCCGGCCUUGGCUCGCCUCGCUGCCCUCGCUGUCUCUCCCUCGUAAUCCCUAAUUCCGUAAAGGGUGAAUGGACCAUCACUUCAGUCCUACACGACGCCACUGCUGUGGCUGGAACAGGUAUUGGUGCGAUGCUUAGUGCAGUUCAUGGUUUCAAUACAGGUAUCCCAUACCUUCAAAAUCGUGUGAAGGGACCAAAGUGGCUUCCUUUUCUAGUUGGGCUUCCUCCGCUGCUACUCUUUUCUGGCGCCAGUGCUGCAUUUGGAGGUUAUGCGCUUCCAAAGUUUACUCAACUCACAGUGACAUCCUAUUAUGCCGCCUCAAGUGCCUCUCAUUAUGGGGUAUCACUUCUCACCCGUCAUAUUGAAGAGGCCAAUGCUACCCAGACUCGGCAAGAAAGGCUUCGAUGAUUUCUUGCAGGUGCACAUAUUAAGAAGUCUGCUUUAUCCAAUUUUGUAAGCAAUAAUAUGUUUGUGGUUAUACAUGCAUGAACUCGUAGAUGGUGAACGUUGUUCUUUUCUUGUUUGACUCUUUAUUUUUACCUUCUUUUUUUUUUUUUUCAUAAAGUAUUGCUUGGCUUUGGUGGAAUCCAUGUUAGAAUAAAAAUGAUGAUAAUUUUAUCAAGAUGAUUUUAUAAACUUUAACUUACAAUUGGUUGAA
This is a messenger RNA of Alnus glutinosa, 831 nucleotides long. RefSeq lists its product as uncharacterized. Lineage: Eukaryota; Viridiplantae; Streptophyta; Magnoliopsida; Fagales; Betulaceae. The transcript has 6 exons. The coding region runs from base 105 to 581 and encodes 158 amino acids. The record is from RefSeq and is a predicted model, not a curated record.